Messenger RNA from Hyalella azteca, 1864 nucleotides. Its product is annotated as protein twist-like. Bases 121 to 1767 code for a protein of 548 amino acids. NCBI's taxonomy places the organism in Eukaryota, Metazoa, Arthropoda, Malacostraca, Amphipoda, Hyalellidae. The transcript has a single exon. The record is from RefSeq and is a predicted model, not a curated record. Gene Ontology annotation, molecular function: protein dimerization activity.
CAUUACGAAAGAAAAUUUUUGUUUUCUUCAUGCAGUGGUAACUGCCGAGCACGUGUGGAAUUUCUUAAAAUCAUUAACAAAACACAAAUUGAUUUCCCUCUCUUUUUUGACAGAGGUGUAAUGAUUGCUACAAUGGAUAAAUAUUUUUUCCCAGAAGAUGACAAUUUUCUGGGUCCAGCGAGUGGGUUGAUUAGUCUCAUGGAUUCCACUGAGCCAGCCGAGCGGGGUUCAGUAGAAAAACCUACAAAUGAUGGCUUCCUCGUCACUGAACCCGAAGCCUAUGAGUUGACAGUUAUCGGAGAGUCCUACCCUGUUUCGGAGUAUCCUCAAUACCCAACGCCUACAGAGCUAAACCACGAACAUUCUUAUCCUGAUUCAGGCAUCGAUAUUAGACCAGAUAAUUCAACUAAGCCGGAAAACGUAAUUCAACUUGUUGAAAAUGAGACAAUGUGUGAAGAAAAACUUCAAGUUGAGAAGGCACGAGAUGUUGCGACCCAGCCGCUCCGAAGUCAAGGGAUGGAUUCGUUUUUACCACCAGCGUUUACUUUCACGUCAGGAUCAACUCACCCGAUUCCGUUAACAUCUCUAAGCGAUCCAUUUGAAAGCGAUUGUUUACCAAUUCAUCAUAACGGUUCGCAACAUGAGAAGCUGGAUUAUUCAUUCAUCUCUUCACAGUCCUCGGCUUACAAUAACUCGGAAAAAGAACAAAGGACUGUUGAAAUGCCCAAACACAUACAUAAAGAUCAUCAUACUUCUUUCUUUGGAAUUGUAGAGCUUAACAACAACAUAACUAUUAAAACAAGCAAUCUUGGGGUUACUGAGUCCGAGAGGCAUUCUUUAUAUGAACUUACACCGCCUGCGGAAGAAACGUUAGACUUGGACAAGGUCAUGAGCCUCCCAUCUCAAACUAACCCUCCUCAGCCUAACCAUAUUCCAGUAGAUGAUGCUCAUAACAUGCACAAUCCAUUCUCUGAACACAUCAUUCAACAGCAUUGCCAACCACAGGCACAAAUUCUAGAAAAUUCCCAGCAAGAUUUUGAACAUCAAAAGUUAGAGCCACAACAACCAAUACCUAUCUACGAACAAGAACUACAACAAAUCGGGCCCCAUCGUCCUUCUCCUGUGCAACAACAGUUAAGCCAGCAAGAUCAACUUGCGAUGCAUAGUCUCCGUUAUAGCGGUUUCGUUAACGAAAACACAACGUCCGUAAUGACAAACUCAGGCCUGAUAAAUUCUCCAGCGUUGGAAGAUGUUCCUGUCCAUCAUGUGAUACCUCACCUCAACCGCCAACCCCCCCAGAAGCAUAUGCCCACAUUCGACCAAACGUUUGAAGGCCAAUAUAGUAUGGAGAUGCAGUCAGAUUUCCCUUUAAAAGGAGUGCCUAUUAUCGAACACGACCUCAACGACCUUAACUUUUCUCAUCCUUCCCUGCCAAGUGGACUUCUUCACCCACCCUCCAACGUCACCCCGCCAGCACCGCAACACUCAAAGAACCCUACGCACCGGCAGUGUCCAAAGCCCACUCGAAGGAGAAGACACCGAGCGCCGCCAAAAGAAGUCGUAAAAACACGUCGUGUACAAGCAAAUGCACGAGAAAGACGCAGGAUGCACGGUCUUAACGACGCAUUUGAAAGACUCAGGGAAGUUGUGCCUUGUCUUGGCAGUGACCGGAAACUCUCCAAGUUCGAGACGUUACAGAUGGCCCAAACUUACAUCUCGGCCCUGCAGGAGCUGUUGAGAAGUACGGACGAACCUCCCAAGAGGUGAAUCCCAGCUAUGUCCAUAGUAAUCCUAAAGAUUUGUAUUGUUAAGCAACAAAACUGUUAUUUGUUAGACAUGAACGUUGUUUAUUUUUUAAUUAUUU